UUCUUCGUCCGCUAAAGCCAAUUUUUGUUAUUUCUGAGCCCGUGCAGAAUUUUGUUACAUGUUUAGAUCAGAUGGAGUUAUUUAAACAAAAGACUACAUCUUCUGCUUUCAAAGAUGACAUAAUGCCUUUAAUCUAUAAUUCUUUGGAGGCAAAGUCACCUGUAAUACAAGAGAAAGUUCUUAGAAUUAUACCAACGAUAGUAGAUUCGUUAGACAUUCUUACUAUUAAAUCAUCAUUAUUUCCUAGGAUACAGAAUUUAUUUGUUCACACAACAAUAUUGGCUGUUAAAGUUACAACAUUAAUUUGUCUGCAUUCACUAGUUAAAUCAUUAGACAAU
This is a messenger RNA of Dentiscutata heterogama, 338 nucleotides long. The record is from the annotation of a GenBank genome assembly. Lineage: Eukaryota; Fungi; Glomeromycota; Glomeromycetes; Diversisporales; Gigasporaceae.